This is a messenger RNA of Pangasianodon hypophthalmus (striped catfish), 3471 nucleotides long. Its product is annotated as guanine nucleotide-binding protein subunit beta-4. Gene Ontology annotation, cellular component: cytoplasm; heterotrimeric G-protein complex. NCBI's taxonomy places the organism in Eukaryota, Metazoa, Chordata, Actinopteri, Siluriformes, Pangasiidae. The transcript has 10 exons. Gene Ontology annotation, biological process: G protein-coupled receptor signaling pathway. Gene Ontology annotation, molecular function: signaling receptor complex adaptor activity; protein binding. The record is from RefSeq and is a predicted model, not a curated record. The coding region runs from base 256 to 1278 and encodes 340 amino acids.
GUUGCCAUGUUCCCGUUUUCUCUAUGGGUGUGGUGAAGAGACAGCUUGUUGAAAAUUGAGUUCAACCGUGGCGAGGGUGCAUGGCCCUUUAAAUAUAUUACAAUUAGUAAAACCGAGUGCGCUUUAUUUGUUGUUUAUUUUACACCUAGCAGCAUGUGUGGAUUUUGAAGUCAGCUGGGUUACAGAGCAAUACGACGAGCUUGAUUCAGGUUCCAGCUGGUCUCUUCUGCCUCACAGGUGCCUCAUACCAGGACGAUGAGUGAACUGGAGCAGUUACGGCAAGAGGCCGAGCAACUUCGCAAUCAGAUCCGGGAUGCCAGAAAGGCUUGUAGUGACUCUACUCUGUCAGAGAUCACAGCUGGUCUGGACUCAGCAGGAAGGAUACAGAUGAGGACCAGACGUACUCUUAGGGGGCAUCUCGCCAAAAUCUAUGCCAUGCACUGGGGCAGCGACUCAAGGUUACUUGUUAGUGCCUCCCAGGAUGGCAAAUUAAUCAUCUGGGACAGCUACACAACAAACAAGGUGCAUGCAAUUCCUCUGCGCUCAUCCUGGGUGAUGACAUGUGCCUACGCCCCUUCAGGCAACUAUGUGGCCUGCGGCGGCCUGGACAACAUCUGUUCCAUCUACAGCCUGAAAACCCGAGAGGGCAACGUCAGGGUUACCAGAGAACUUCCUGGACACACAGGAUAUUUGUCUUGCUGUCGCUUCCUCAGUGAUACCCAGAUUGUCACCAGCUCUGGAGACACCACGUGUGCACUGUGGGAUAUCGAGACAGGCCAGCAGGCCACCACUUUCACAGGCCACACCGGUGAUGUGAUGAGUCUGUCACUCAGCCCUGACUCCAAGACCUUCGUAUCAGGUGCCUGUGACGCCUCCUCCAAGCUGUGGGACAUUCGAGACGGCAUGUGUAGACAGACCUUCACCGGCCAUGUUUCUGACAUUAAUGCUGUCUGCUUUUUCCCGAAUGGAAAUGCCUUUGCUACGGGCUCAGAUGAUGCCACCUGCAGGCUGUUUGACCUGCGUGCAGAUCAGGAGCUCAUGAUGUAUUCGCAUGACAACAUCAUUUGCGGCAUCACCUCUGUGGCCUUCUCCAAGAGCGGCCGCCUGCUGCUCGCCGGCUACGACGACUUCAACUGCAAUGUCUGGGACACGUUAAAGGGCGAGAGAGCAGGUGUCCUCGCCGGCCACGACAACAGGGUGAGCUGUCUAGGCGUGACGGAUGACGGCAUGGCUGUGGCCACGGGCUCUUGGGAUAGCUUCCUCCGUAUCUGGAACUGAGCCCGACAGCUGGACUUUAUGGAGGACUGCACCAUCACUACAGGUCUCAACUGUGAGAACAACAUGCCUUUUGUAUUCACUUAUUACGACACAUUCCUGUGAAGAGGCCCAGGCUGACCCGACAGAGGUCAGACAGGAGGUUAUUGAGAAAUGAUGGAGGCAUCAUUGUGCUUUAUGUACAUACAUAUGUACAGUAUAUGAAUAUAAAUAUGGUAUAUAUGUACAGCAAUAUGCGCAUGUAUAUGCCAUAUAUAUUCUCACACAAUGGUAUUGUAUAUAUUUUUGUAGUUUGAUUGCAACACAUUAUAGCUGUUUGUUUUGGAGAUGCAUCAAUUACAGUAUAUUAAAAGUCCAGGAUAUUUUUAGCAGAUUCUUGUAUGCCAGUGCCCUUUAGCACCUGUGGUCAAUUUCCUUUUUUUUUUUUUUUUUUUUAAAAGAAAGCACUUUCUAAGGACCAAUUUCCUCAGAAAUGAUAAAGCACAGGUGCUUUCUGAAUAGUUUAAAUAGAUAGGGUGUGGCAGCAACUGUCUGGCAUAAGCAGCAGAAAUGGAAUGAAAACUGUGCUUAUUAAUGAUUUCUACCCAUUUCCUUUGGUGAAAUAACAAUAUUAUAGACCUUAGGAUACUAGAUAGCUAAAGGGCAUUAUGGACUUGUGUAACCAGCAGCUAUGUAACUAAGGACAUCCACGAAAUGUGUUUGUUGCUGUGGUAUUAAAUUAAGUCCCUUAUUUUUCUAGUAUAAUGCUUUUUGUCAUGAUCCCUGAUUUCUCCAGGAAUUGAUCCAAAUUGAGAAUUUAAGAGCUUAAAUAUAUCUUGUAUUGCCUUGAUACCAGAUGGUUCUGCACUGAUCUGUAAGUGUACCAGGAUACUGCUGCCAUCCAAAAACUUACAUCCCAGCUCUAAUGUACAAACACAAUCACAGCAUAAUAAAUGCUGGGGGUUUUUGUAGCCAGAAUAAGGCAGGUAAUCCUAGACACAAAUCAUUAUUAUUACUGCAGUACACAACAUGUAGAAGGUUAUUUUUUUCUGCACUAUUGAUCAUUUCUCAUCUGCCUGAAAACCCAUUCAAGCUUUCCAAGUGCUACUGAGACUAUCUAGAAAACCUCAGAAGACCCAGACCUGUGCAAUGUAAGAUGUUAUCAGUCUGUAGGUAAUUAUAAAGCAAUCGACAGUACUAUAGCCUGAAUGAACUAUGUUUAUUUGUUGGGUCGAGUUUGUUAGAGCAUGGUUAGUUUUAGUUGUGAAACUAAAUUUAGGCCGCUGUUAAUGAAGAACACUAUAAAUAUAUUGUGCAGAAGGUGUUGUGCCUGUUUUGCCUUCACUCAUAAAUGAUGCAGUAUUUCAUUCUUUUAUCGGUUUGUACCAGCAGUAACCAAAGGAACCAAACAAUUGGCAGUGUUCAUUUACAUUCUUAGCCAUGCCCAUUGCAAUUCCUUGCAGUAUAUUUGAUACAGCCAGACCAUUCAGCCAUGUAUUUUUUUGUAUUAUAAACCACGCCUUUUAUAAUAAGCCUUAAUGUGUAAUCUUAGUUACAUUCAUCAAAACAUUCCCAGUCUAUUUUAUACCCAUUUUUGUGCCAUUGCUCAUCUUGACUGUGGAACGUAUCAAGGGAUUUUCUCAAUCAUUCAUUUUGUUUAACAAGCGAGUGUAGUGGACACACUGUGUUAGAAUGCAGUCACGUGUACAACCCUGGUGCUUAAAUGUGUGUAUGGCAGAGUGUAUUAUUGUAGCGAGUGUUUCAGUGAUGACCCAACGGCAUUAGCAGCAUUUGCUGUUCCCAUGGUCAGUUUUUUAACUGCAGAAUGAAGUGGUGUUUUGCUGAUUUUUGAAGUUGUAUGGAUUUUGGCCUAUCAGACAGAAACUGUAUUAACACUGUAUUAAGACUUUAAAAUAAAGUGAAACAGGGCAGGUCCACGAAGCAGAAGUAGUUACCAGCCCCUGCUUUUUUAAUGUUUUAAGCCAGUAAAAAAAACAAGGCUUUUGUGCCUUGAUAUAUUUUAUAGUGCCAUCAUGUGGACUAAUCAUUUGUUAAGAGAUGAUUUUUUUUUUUUUUUUUUUUUUAAAUAGUCUCACCAGUUGUUGUUUUUUUUUUUUGUUGUUGUUUUUUUUGUAUUUGUACAGUGGCUUGGUGAUAAUGGUGUUACUAUAAGGUUACUAUAAGUUGAUAUUGUAUUAAAUAAAACUUUUAACCAAA